Molecule: messenger RNA, 1113 nt
Organism: Debaryomyces hansenii CBS767
Lineage: Eukaryota; Fungi; Ascomycota; Pichiomycetes; Serinales; Debaryomycetaceae
Exons: 1
Coding region: 1-1113 (370 amino acids)
Cellular component (GO): plasma membrane
Source: RefSeq, a predicted model, not a curated record
AUGUCGGUGCAAUCAGCAGAAUCUUUUGAUCCAGAUAAUUACAAGAGACAAAACGGUGGUCCAAGUCAAUUGAGACAGGAUAAUUAUGAGGCCGAACCACAGUUUCAAAAACCGGCCCCAGUAGUGAACCACGAACCAGGAGUGAAGCCAGAAAUGGUUAUGAAAAAUUUUGCCAAAAAAUAUGAAACUCCAAAGGCCAGUGGAUACCAAUCGUUUAUCAGUGGGCUUGGGUCGAUGUUUGGUACAUGUGGGGCUUAUUGUUGUCUUUGUAGCAACCCAUAUAAGGAAGUGCAACAAGGUGAAGUUGGGUUAGUGCAAACAUUCGGUGCUUUAUCGAGAACUGUUGAGCCAGGUCUUACCUACGUGAACACUUGGUCCGAGAAGUUGACCCGAGUGAAUAUUAAGGUGAUCAUUCGUGAAAUACCUGCACAACGUUGUUUCACUAAAGAUAAUGUGAGUGUGGUAAUUACUUCCGUGGUGUACUAUAACAUCAUUGACCCACAAAAGGCCAUCUACUCGAUUUCGGACAUCCACAAUGCUAUCAUUGAAAGAACCCAGACAACUUUGAGAGAUGUAAUUGGGUGUAGAGUGUUACAAGACGUGGUUGAAAAGAGAGAAGAGAUUGCUGAAUCGAUCGAGGGUGUUAUUGCCAAGACUGCAUUCGAUUGGGGUGUCAAUAUUGAAUCUAUUUUGAUCAAGGACUUGCAAUUACAAGAAAAGGUCCAAGCUUCGUUAUCCAUGGCUGCUGAAGCCAAGAGAAUUGGUGAAGGUAAGAUCAUUAAUGCUAAGGCUGAAGUUGAAAGUGCCAAGUUAAUGAGAAAGGCUGCUGAUAUCUUGGCAUCGAAGCCAGCUAUGCAAAUUAGAUAUUUGGAUGCCAUGCAAAACAUGGCCAAGUCGCCAGGUUCAAGAGUUAUUUUCAUGCCAUCCGCGCAAGAAAUUGAAAAGAUGGCCGGCUCCAAUGUGUCAACCGGACCCGGUGAAAUUACCAACCCCAGAAGCUUAGAAGAAGACGUCGAUUGGACAUCGAAUAACCCAACUGGUCCAGCUCCUCGUACUCAAAGACAACAACAUGUUGACACUUUGGCAUUGCAGGAGGCUAUGAGAGAAGAUUAA